Molecule: messenger RNA, 693 nt
Organism: Lasiosphaeria miniovina
Lineage: Eukaryota; Fungi; Ascomycota; Sordariomycetes; Sordariales; Lasiosphaeriaceae
Product: ATPase, V1/A1 complex, subunit E
Exons: 3
Coding region: 1-693 (230 amino acids)
Biological process (GO): proton transmembrane transport
Cellular component (GO): proton-transporting two-sector ATPase complex, catalytic domain
Molecular function (GO): proton-transporting ATPase activity, rotational mechanism
Source: RefSeq, a predicted model, not a curated record
AUGUCACGAGUUCACUCCUUGUCCGACGACCAAGUCGGGCAAGAGCUGCAGAAGAUGACGGCCUUCAUCAAGCGGGAGGCACAGGAGAAGGCGGAAGAGCUCAAAAUCAAAGCCAACCAAGAGUUUACGCGCGAGAAGACGAAACUGGUGCUGCAGGAGACGGACGCCAUCGACGUGGCCUACGAAAAGAAGUUCAAGCAGGCGACCAUGUCGCAGCAGAUCACGCGGUCGACGGUGGCCAACAAGACGCGACUCAAGGUGCUGGGUGCGCGCCAGGAGCUGCUAGACGACAUCUUCGAGGCGGCCGAGCAGCGGCUGGGUGACGUGACCAAGGACAAGAAACGCUACGGCGACGUGCUUAAGGUCCUGAUCCUUGAGGGCUUUUACGCCAUGAACGAGCCCGAGCUGCAGAUCCGUGCCCGCAAGGCCGACUACGCCCUGGUCGAGCCCGCCAUUAGCGCCGCUAUCAGCGAAUACAAGGAGAAGACGGGCAAGGAGAUCAAGGCGAGCAUUGACGAGGAGAACCCCGUGCCUGAGGGGAGUGCGGGUGGCGUUAGAAUCGUGGGCGGCGGCGGCAAGAUCGACAUUGAUAACACCCUGGAGGCUCGGCUGAGUCUGCUUAAGGACAGCGCUCUGCCAGCCGUGCGCAAGGCCUUGUUUGGUGUGAAUCCCAACCGCAAGUUCUUUGACUAA